Messenger RNA from Equus quagga, 1656 nucleotides. RefSeq lists its product as uncharacterized. The record is from RefSeq and is a predicted model, not a curated record. The transcript has 3 exons. Lineage: Eukaryota; Metazoa; Chordata; Mammalia; Perissodactyla; Equidae. Bases 1 to 663 code for a protein of 220 amino acids.
AUGGCCCAGCCCUUGGUUCUUGGAGAAGGGAUAAUCCUCAGGAAACCCAUCUGGAAGAUCACCCCUCCAUCUCAGACCUCUCACCAGGGCCUCAGAACAGAGGCAGAAGAGGCCCAGGAAAGACUAUGCCAGAACUGCCUGGACAGAAGUAAUCCUUGGUCCUCCUACUCAGAAUGGGCAACACUGGGUGAUGUCACCACAUCCAGAAUUCCGGACUGUCUAGCGAUCAGCUUCAGAACUGAGGUGAGGCUGGCAGCACCGCCGAGGGCCCCUCACAGGAGGCUUUGUGAGGACACAGUCCAAGAAAAGGAGUCACCACCCGCAGAAGGGGACAUUGCCCCUUUGCCUGCCCUCAUCAGCCCCAGUCCCUUCGCUCUGCGCUUACUCUCCGCACAACCUAGAGAGAUGCUCCAUUACGCCUGCUGUUCUGAUGGCCUUAUAGGCAGCUGCUGUGUGAAGCUUGAUUGGCAGAUGAGUCUGAGAGCUGUGCAGCAGGCCCAGAAUCACAGGACCUCAUGGUCUUCCUUCUUCUCCAGCUUUACCUUUACAGUUCUCUUCAGUUUUCCAAGAGCAACAGGAAAUGAACAAGUCACCGGUGAGUUAUGUAUUCCCACUUUGUUUUACAGUGGACUUUGUGUAAUUUGUAAGGGAACAGAAAUUUAAAUGGAAAAGUAGAAAUGAAAAUCAGUGUCACAGAAACCGUAGAGUGGCAGGUCAGUAGCUAAGCAAAGUCAUCAUAUGGAUACAUGCAGGUCCUAUAACGUCCUGGAGUUACCAAAGUCAAGCUACAAGUUUGCCUUUGGUCUUCCUGACAGCAAAGAAGAAACCAGAGAGAAGUGUUAUAGCACUGCUAUAACAAAUUAUCGUAGACAGGUGGCUUAAGCAACAAACACAUUUCUCAUAGUUUUGGAGUCUGGGAAGUCCAAGGUUAAGCUGCCAGCAGAUUUGGUUCUGAUGAGGGCCCACUUCCAGUUUGCAGAUGGCGACCUUGUAGCCUCAUGUGGUGGAGAGAGAGUUGGGGCAAGCUCUCUCAUGUCUUUUCUUCUAAGGGCACUAAUCUCAUCACGAGGGCUCCACACUCAUGACCCAAUUGCCUCCCAAAGGCCCCAUCUCCAAAUACCAUCACAUUGGAGAUUAGGGCUUCAGCAUCUGAAUUUUGGGGGGACACAAACACAAAUAUUCAGUCUAUAACAGAGUUUGAGUAGACAGUUUUCCAAUGGUCUUACUUGGUCCAGGAGCAAGACCUGGAAUAUCUGGAAGAAGCCUGAAUGGUCUGCAUGCCCUUAAAGUGGCUCCGUAUAAAUAUUUCCUCCUCUAGACUGUGGCACUGUACAUAGACUGUUCCUUGCCCACGCUUGGUGUUGUCAGACUUUAGAUUUGUUGCCAAUCUAACUUCUGAGAAGAACUCAUCAUUUUAAUUUGCAUUUCUCAGAUUACUCAUGAGCUUGUACAUCAUAUGUUUAUUGUUUUUUCAUGGCUUUUGUGAAUGACUUCGUUUUUUAAUCAUAUUUUUCUAUAUGUAUUAAUUUUUAAGAAUAGUUUAUAUGUUUUGAACAGUAAUUCUUCAUCUGUUAUAUUUGUUGUGAAGGUUUUCUCCAAGUCUGUCUGUUGACCUAUGCCUGCAUCGUGCCUUUGGCCUCAUGAAAGUUUUAUGUU